CUACAAUCCCAAAACAGAUGAACUGUUCUGAUCAUCUCUAAGGCUAAGCAAUGCCUGCAACUCUAAGGAAUCUCCUCCUUUCUCUCAAUAUCUUCUCCUUCACCUUGCUUCUUUUAUUAUGCACACUUUUGUUCUAUACUUGUUUUGCCAUUGAUGAGCAAGGCCAAGCUUUGUUAGCAUGGAAGAAUAGUCUAAACAGCUCCACGGAUGUGUUGAAGUCAUGGAAUUCCUUGGAUCAAAGACCAUGCAAGUGGUAUGGGAUUCACUGCAAUUCAAAUGGGGAAGUGGAGGAGAUAAAUUUGAAGGGAGUGGAUUUGCAAGGGUCAGUGCCUUCAAAUUUUCAGUCCCUCAAGUCCUUGAAGAUCCUUAUUCUUUCAUCAACCAAUCUUACUGGGACAAUUCCUAAAGAAUUUGGAGAUUAUCAGGAGCUCACUUUGAUUGAUCUCAGUGACAACUCUCUCUCGGGUGGGAUACCAGUGGAAAUUUGCAAGCUGUGGAAGCUGCAGAGUUUAGCUCUCAACACAAACUUCCUUGAAGGUGAAAUUCCGGCUGAGAUUGGAAAUUUCUCCAGCCUUGCGUAUUUAACACUGUAUGACAAUCAGCUCAGCGGUGAAAUUCCCAAGAGCAUUGGAGAAUUGAAGAAGCUGGAACUUUUCAGAGCAGGAGGAAACAAAAACCUGAAGGGUGAGCUGCCUUGGGAGAUAGGGAACUGCACCAGCCUGGUUAUGUUAGGACUUGCAGAAACCAGCAUUUCCGGAAGCCUUCCUGCAUCCAUUGGAAAGCUGAAGAGGAUUCAGACCAUUGCCAUCUACACAUCAUUGUUGUCAGGUCCUAUUCCCGAAGAGGUUGGAAACUGCAGUGAGCUGCAGAAUCUGUACUUGUACCAGAAUUCCAUCUCUGGUCCAAUCCCCCGGAGAAUUGGUGAGCUCAAGAAGCUGCAGAGCCUGCUUUUGUGGCAGAAUAGCUUAGUAGGAACCUUACCAGAUGAGCUUGGAAGUUGCACAGAGCUAACAGCCAUGGACUUUUCUGAGAAUCUUCUCACUGGAAGCAUCCCAAGAAGCUUUGGAAACCUUUUGAAGCUUCAAGGACUUCAGCUGAGUGCCAAUCAAUUGUCAGGUACAAUUCCUUCUGAAAUCUUAGACUGCAUAGAGCUGGUUCAUCUUGAAAUUGAUAACAAUGCCAUUUCUGGGGAGAUACCUUUCCUUAUAGGCAACUUAAAGAGCUUGACUAUAUUCUUUGCCUGGCAGAAUAAGCUAACAGGCAAUAUCCCAGAUAGCCUGUCUCAGUGCCAGGAACUUCAGGCACUUGAUUUAUCCUACAAUAACCUUUCUGGUUCAAUCCCCAAGGAGAUUUUUGGGUUGAGAAAUCUCACCAAGCUGUUGCUUCUGGCCAAUGAUUUAUCUGGGUUUAUACCUCCAGAUAUAGGAAACUGUACCAAUCUAUAUAGGUUAAGAUUGAAUGGAAAUAGGCUAGAAGGAACUAUUCCAUCCGAGAUAGGGAAACUAAAGAGCUUGAAUUUUGUUGAUUUAAGCCAGAAUCACCUUGUUGGGGGAAUUCCUCCAUCAAUUUCUGGAUGCCAAAACCUUGAGUUUCUUGAUCUCCACUCAAAUGGGAUGGCUGGUUCUUUACCUGAGAAUCUUCCCACAAGCAUACAGUUCUUAGACAUCUCAGAUAACAGGCUCUCAGGCCCACUUACUCAUACCAUUGGUUCGUUAACUGAAUUGACCAAGCUUAACUUGGGAAAGAAUCAAAUAUCUGGUGAAAUUCCACGGGAGAUCUUAUCCUGCAGUAAGCUACAGCUGUUAAACUUAGGUGACAACAGCUUCUUUGGUAAGAUUCCAAAGGAACUUGGUCAGAUUCCAGCACUAGCAAUCUCUCUCAACCUUAGCCGCAACCAAUUUUCCGGGGUGAUCCCACCAGAGUUCUCCAGCCUUAGCAAACUAGGAGUACUCGAUCUCUCCCACAACAAGCUCACCGGGAACUUAGAUGCUCUUGCAAGCCUGCAAAACCUUGUAACCCUCAAUGUCUCCUUCAAUAAUUUCUCUGGUCAACUCCCCAACACCCCAUUUUUCAGAAAGCUCCCUCUUGGUGACCUUGAAUCAAACCAAGGCCUUUAUGUCUCUGGCGGCCUUGUAACUCCAGAUGACAGAAUCAGCCCCAGUGAGCGUGUUAAACAGGCUAUGAAGUUGGUGAUCUCCAUCCUGGUUAGCGCUAGUGCAGUUCUAGUACUAAUAGCAGUCUGCAUGUUGGUUCGAGCUCGAAUAGCUAGUGAUAGCCUGAUGGUAAAUGAUAACUGGGAAGUGACUUUGUAUCAGAAGUUGGACUUCUCCAUUGAUGACAUUGUCCUGAAUCUGACUUCCGCAAAUGUGAUUGGAACUGGGAGCUCCGGAGUUGUAUACAGGGUGACAGUUCCUAAUGGAGAAACAUUGGCAGUGAAGAAGAUGUGGUCAUUAGAGGAGUCUGGUGCAUUCAGUUCUGAAAUCCAGACAUUAGGCUCAAUCAGGCAUAGGAACAUUGUCCGGCUUCUUGGCUGGGGAUCGAACAGGAAUCUGAAGCUAUUAUUCUAUGAUUACCUCCCAAAUGGAAGCUUGAGUUCUCUCCUUCAUGGGGCUGGGAAGGGAUGUGCAGAUUGGGAGGGUAGGUAUGACGUUGUGCUAGGAGUAGCACAUGCGCUUGCGUACUUGCACCAUGACUGUGUGCCUGCAAUUCUUCAUGGAGAUGUGAAAGCAAUGAAUGUGCUGUUAGGUCCUAGGUAUGAGCCUUUUCUUGCUGAUUUUGGGUUAGCCAGAGUUCUAAAGAACAGCAACGGCGAAGAUGAUUUUUCCAAACCAAGCCAAAGACCUCACUUGGCUGGUUCUUAUGGAUACAUGGCUCCAGAACACGCAUCACUGCAGCCUAUCACAGAGAAAAGCGAUGUUUACAGUUUUGGUGUGGUCCUGCUAGAGGUUCUAACGGGAAGGCAUCCAUUGGACCCAACCUUACCAGGUGGUGCACACCUGGUUCAGUGGGUUAGGGAACAUUUGGCUGGAAAGCGAGACCCAGGUGAGGUUCUUGACCCAAAGAUAAGAGGGAGGGCUGACCCUGCAAUGCAUGAAAUGCUGCAGACACUGGCUGUAUCACUUCUCUGUGUCAGCACACGAGCUGAUGACCGUCCCAUGAUGAAAGAUGUGGUGGCAAUGCUCAAGGAGAUCCGGCAUGCAGAGGCCACCAGGCCGGAUUCUGAAAUCUCCAAGGGAGGAGGAGGAGGAGCGGGCUUGUCAGGACCUGACUUAUCACCUCCUGCUAGGAUUGUAGUUUCUCAGAGAUCUUCUAACUGCUCCUUUGCUUUCUCUGAUGAUUCAAUCCAAUCUUCAGGCGGAGGUUACAAGUUGUAGCAAAGUGCUACACCUACAAAGUUCGUGCAUAUUGCAUACGAAAAUCCAUCAGAGCAGAGAAAUAAUUUCAGAAUGAGAAUUUUAGAGAGUUCCUUUUUUCUUCUUUAUCUGGUAUUGUAGAUUGUUUAGGGAAUUUCCGAAGAAUUAACUAAUGUUUGAUGUAACCAAAAGAGGGACAUCUUGGGAGAUGGAGUUAGAGGGCAUGUAGGAGCUGAAACAACAAUUGUCAAUUGGUAUUGGUAACUUAGGAUAGGAUUUAUGUAAAAAGGAGUAUUCUGUGUUUCUCUUUACUCUGUCUUUAAAUUAAAACAGGGGAGGAGAAAGCACGCAUGGUGACCUGACCAUGUGCUGUUUGGA
Molecule: messenger RNA, 3731 nt
Organism: Rubroshorea leprosula
Lineage: Eukaryota; Viridiplantae; Streptophyta; Magnoliopsida; Malvales; Dipterocarpaceae
Source: the annotation of a GenBank genome assembly